Molecule: messenger RNA, 1971 nt
Organism: Amorphotheca resinae ATCC 22711
Lineage: Eukaryota; Fungi; Ascomycota; Leotiomycetes; Helotiales; Amorphothecaceae
Exons: 4
Coding region: 1-1971 (656 amino acids)
Biological process (GO): ribosomal subunit export from nucleus
Cellular component (GO): cytosol
Molecular function (GO): GTP binding; GTPase activity
Source: RefSeq, a predicted model, not a curated record
AUGGUUCUUGCAAAGUCAAAGAAUGCCGUCGGCUUGGGCAACAGUUUGAUGAACGAUCGGUUUGGAAAGGGGAAAGGCGCAGAUCGCAAGAAGGUCACUUCGGCAGGAAUUCAUAGAAUAAAUCAUGCUACUGGAGAGACUUAUGUCACGAACGACAAGAAGGAGGCCAGCUGGGUCAAAAUGCGGUCGAUCACUGAGCAGGCUGCCCUCGAUGAGUUUCUAUCGACAGCAGAACUGGCGGGCACAGAUUUCACCGCGGAGAAGAUGAAUAACGUCAAGAUCAUCCACACGGACCAGAAAAACCCGUACCUCUUAUCUGCAGCGGAGGAAAGAGCAGCGGUUGGGAAACAGAAGGCACAUAAGGACCGACUCACGGUGCCGAGGAGGCCAAAGUGGGAUGCAACCACAACUCCGGAGGAACUUGACCGUAUGGAAAGGGACAGUUUAUUGGAAUGGAGGCGGGGUUUGGCAGAAUUACAGGAAAACAAUGAUCUGCUCAUGACACCUUUUGAGCGAAAUCUCGAGGUUUGGAGGCAAUUGUGGAGAGUCAUUGAGAGGUCCGAUUUGGUGGUACAAAUUGUCGAUGCACGAAAUCCUCUACUGUUCCGGUCAGAGGAUCUAGAGAGAUAUGUUAAGCACGUUGGGGAGAGAAAGGAGAACCUUCUUCUCGUGAACAAGGCAGAUAUGUUGACUCUGGAGCAACGACGAGCCUGGGCAGAUUACUUCAAAGGAGCCGGUAUUGCAUACAAAUUCUUUUCGGCCAGCUUAGCAAAGGAGUUGAAUGAGGCUCGGGAUUUCGAGGAGGACGAGGAGAGUGACGAGGAAGCUCUUCCAAAAAAGGCCAAGGCUAAAGGUGGAAUGCUUGCAGCAAAAAUCAAGGGACUCAAGAUCAAGGAUGGGGAUGAGGAUGAGAAUAGUUCCGAGGAAGAAGAAGAUGAGGAUGACGGUGAUGCAGAGGACGAGGACGAAGGCACGAGGAUUUUAACCGUUGAUGAACUAGAAGCUUUGUUCUUAGAACAUGCACCGGAUAACCAAGACUCUGGAUCAGAGAACCCUAGAAAGACACAAAUCGGGCUUGUUGGGUAUCCGAAUGUCGGGAAAUCGUCAACUAUCAACGCGUUAAUCGGCGCAAAGAAAGUGUCAGUGUCGUCAACGCCAGGCAAGACAAAACACUUCCAGACCAUUCAUCUGAGCGAUAAGGUUCUCUUGUGCGAUUGUCCCGGUCUCGUGUUUCCCAAUUUUGCAACCACCAAAGCGGAACUUGUAUGCAAUGGUGUCUUGCCAAUAGACCAGCUUAGAGAGUUCACGGGGCCUGCGGGGCUUGUGGCAAGGCGAAUUCCCCAGGCAUUCUUAGAAGCUCUUUAUGGGAUGAAAAUUGUCACUCGGCCUAUUGAAGAAGGGGGCACAGGAAUUCCAACUGCAGAAGAGUUGUUGUCAGCUUAUGCCAAAGCUCGGGGGUUCACGAGGACUGGUCAAGGACAGCCCGAUGAAUCUAGAGCGGCUAGAUACAUUUUGAAGGAUUAUGUGAACGGCAAACUGCUGUUCUGUCAACCGCCUCCUGUGGACAUCGACCCCAUCGAAUUCAACCGAGGGCUUUAUGAUGAAGCACAUCUUCCAGAAAAGAGACGACAAGCAUUAGCAGCUAUGGAUCCUUCGAUCGAUGACCAAUCUUCCAUCGCGGACUCGGAUAUGGUGUCCUUGCAGCAAGGUCCAAAGUCUAAGCAGCUAGAUGGUGCCUUUUUUGCACAGGGCCAAGGCAACUCGGCGCACCUGCGAAUGCCAUUCAACCAUAAGUACUCGAUACAAGGAACUGCGAGUGGAAAGCAGUUGUCAGGCCGGAAACAGAAGACGAUGCUGGCACUGGAGAAGGAUGUUGAUCCAAACGACGUCAGAUUACUGACUAGCAAAAAGCAUUUCAAGCAAGGAAAGAGGGGAAAUGGAAAAAGGAGAGCAGACUACUUCACUGAUUGA